AUCGAGUUGAUGGUGAUUAAGUGCACUGAACAUAAAUUCUUUUUAAAAAAAAUAGUUGCAGUAACGAGAGUUUUUGAAAUAGAGAGUAGUACGACGUGAACUAGCCUAUAGGAAGGUGGCGAGAUAGAAUUUUGUAGUUUCUUUCUUUCUUUUAAGAAAAAAAAUGAUCGCAAGUUUCGUAGGCUAUAUAUAGACAUCAGUUACAAGCAGAGAAAGGAGAUGUGGAGCACGAGAAAAGUGAAAACAAAUUUAAGCCUAAUGCCACAAGGAGGACAUUAUUUAUAAUGCUUCAUGGAAGAAUUUAGAUGAUAGAACUAAUUGAAGCAUAAUUUCCUAUAUUUUAACAUGCUAUUUCGCUAUUUUUUACGGCCUUUCGCUCAUUAUGACUCCCGCGAAAAUUGCGUUCGCUGAUUAGGUCCGACCCCUACCGCACGUUGACUUGAAUUAUAAAUUUAAUAGCUGAUAUGGAAAAAAGAGUCAAAUUUAGUUUUAUUGCCCAAUAGCUGAGGAGUCCGCAGAUGUUUUCAUUUUUUUAAUAUGUUUAACCAUUGCGGAGCUAUAAAUUCUAAACUAAAAACUGGCUCAAAAGCGUUCGCCAUUGGUCCUUUCCCAUAUAUCUAAUUCAGGAAUCUAGUUAUCUAGAUUUUUAAUCUAGAUCUAGAAUAGAUCUAUAUAUAGAUCCAGUAGAUUACUCAUCUGAUGAUCUAAAUCUAGAUUUAAUAAGCAUUUGUUGAAAAUUGUAGGCCCUAGUUCUGAUUGCACCUUUUCAUGCUGAUUACAACUUUACAAGAUAAUCUACAAAACAUACAUUAAAACAAAGAAGCUGAUUCUUACAUUUUAAGAAGGAUAAAGUUUGCAGAUCUCAAGAUGUUGUCUAAAAUGGAAGACUGGGCUAAUCUUCCAGAUCAUGUGGUAGCACUAAUAUUCUCUUACUUAUCAGUGGCAGAAAGGUGUCGCGCAGGUGCAGCAUGCAAGCAUUGGCUACAGUGUCUUGAAACACCUUUCCUCUGGAGAAAUUUUAACUGUGGAUUUUUUCUUCCUGGCCACGGCCAGCUAGUCAAGUGUGUGGAGCAAUACAGCCAUCUUAUAAGCAGGCUGACCAUAACCUUAAAUCAAAGAGAGGUGGAAAACAGGAAAAAUGCACUCUCUGUCAUUGAUUGCUUGACUGAACUCAGUGAUCUGCGUUUGACACAUUUAACUAUACAGUUCAAGGGGGAAAACCCUUUAUUUUAUGGCGGGCAUGAAUUUAUGACUGCUUUAAGUAAACUCUUUAGCAAAAUUGGAGAAAAAAAAGAAAAUUCACUAUUAAAAUAUAUAAAUUUUAGUGACUUACAAGUCAAUUUUGACAAUGAAUUUAUGAACGGAAUAGCCAGAAAUUGUCCUAACUUGGAAUAUUUAAAUAUUUUAAAUAAGAUUUUAGUUUGUUGUGUGUCUCCUGAUUGCAUGGUCUUGCUAGUAGACAAAUGUAGAAAGUUGAAGACUCUUCAUGUCUACCACACCAGUUUAAACAAUGAAGUCAUGAAAAAACUGUCUGAACCCAACAGAGUGCCUUUGAGAAGACUAGGUAUAGUGUGUCGCAGGCAUGAAAAAUAUGGGGAGGAUAUUGCCUCUGAGGCGUGGUCUAAUCUCAUCCAUGCUAACCCAGAUUUAAAAGUUGAGCUAGGCUUUGACCACACGACUCCAUUGCAUAGAGUGGCAGAAAUUAUUAAACCAGAGAUCCCCGUGCAAGAACUGCACCUGGCAACCUUUACUAGAAUCUUUGAUGAAAUCAACACUGCUGCCUCAUAUUAUGAACAUACAUUAGAAAAGUUGGUGGUUCAGACUAGACCUUGCAAGGAAUUGAAUGAAGCCAUCUUGAAUGUGGCACAGAGAUGCAAACGCCUGAAUACUUUGUACGUCUACUGCAUCCUCGAUAAGUCAGUCAUUGAUAAAAUCUUAGAGCUCCAUCCCCUCAUGAAGGAAAGAGGAACAUUUAUUUUAAAAUGGGAGCUAGAAAAGGAACCGUGGACAGUGGGAAAAGAGGAAGGGGAAUAAUUCAUGUCAAUUUUUUUUAUUUUUAAGAUUGUGAUUUGUAAUUCUUUGUGAUAGUUUUUUAUGUAAAGUAUUCUACACAAACAAUGAAAUGAAUGUCAAAAUAACAAUUGUAUAAUAUGUAUAAUACAACUGUUUGUAGCUGACACAUAAAUAGAGAAUUGUUAGUUUAUAUCUUCACUGUACUAAAUGGCUGAAAGUGUUUGACGUUUUACAACUUAACAAUAUAACGGCUUUGGACUGUCUGGUGUAAUGAUCUUUUUUUAGAUCUUGAUUUUGUAAAAUUGCAUGGCCAUCUGGAGUUUAACAUAUCUUAUUAUAAAGUUAAAUAAAUAGUUAAUAGUUUUUACCCUGUAAACUCUUAGCCCACUAAACUAUAGAGGACAAAAUAUAUGGAUACCAGUUCCUGGGAUUGAAUUUAAAGGUUUUAUGCUAGUUCCGCAAAACUUAUUUAUGCUUGUUGCCAACUUAUUUGUUAUCUUUUUUUACAUUGUGAUAAAUAAAUUGUUCACAUGACUAUAUGGGUAAAAGACUUCUAAUCUAUGACAAAUGUGUGUAAAUGCUCCUCCUUCCCUAGUGCUAUUAAAGCAUGGAAUGGGUUGCCUGAGUCAGCCAGGUAAACCAAUGACUUGGGAGAGUUUAAGUCAUUGAUUAACCUGCAUGACUAGAUUGACCUAGUGUAGGAAUUAAUCAUCUUCUUUUUUAAAGUAACAUCUGUAUUUUAUAAGAUAAGAUGAGAUAACUAUUUUAUUUCUUUUUGUGUGAAAAUUUAUCAAGUCUUGGAAACCAUAUUAGAAUAUUACAGAUCUUUGUCAGUUUUGAAAAACAAAAGUUACAAAUAUAUUUAUGGCAUUCUCCUCUGUGCCAAAGUGUAUGUAUUGGUUUGUCAUGUACAUACUGAACUCUGCACUCAACCUUUUGAUUUCUGAUGUGUAGUAUAAAUGAAUACUUAAGCGGUUGUAUCUUUGCUUAAGAAAGGUUCAUCUCCAUGACAUUUUAUGUACCGGUAUCAAUUGGUACUUUCUUUCAAUUGCAGAUCUUCCAGCAUUGUUACUUUCCCAUUGGCUAGUUUAAUUUUGCUGUAUUAUUCCACUCAGUGUCCCCUCGCUAACAAAGCAAUCUUCUUCCCACUCUUUCCGGUGCUCUAGCCUAAUAACUAAAUGAAAGUGUCGUGUGAUAUUUUUACUAUCAUAUUGUAUGUGCAUUACUAAAACUAAUUUGAGAAGUAUUUUUUAAAUAAAAUAGUUGGAUAAGCAGCUAAGUGUUCUAUCUAGGAUUAACUGCAUUUAUACACUUUUAUAUACAAUAUUUUGUUCAGCUUUUUGCAGUGUGUAUAUGAUGUAUACAAUAAUUGUUGUUAUUUGUGUGUUAUCUAUAUUAACUAUAUUUUAUAUACAUACACAAACACAUAAUGAUUGUUGAGUUAUUAACUUUGUGUGCCAUAUAUUUAUUGUUUAAAACUGUAUUCUAUCUAGAGUUGUAAAUAUAGAAAAAUAAAUAUUUAUAAAAUUAUUUUGUUAUCAAGAUUUAAAAUAUUUUUUGUAUUUAUGUAAAGACAAAAUUGCUAAAGUUGUAUUAAUUAAUCUAUUUGUCCAAAAUAUGAACACUAUCAGAUCAGUUGGUGUCAACUCAUACAUUCUAAUAAAAUUGGAGAUUUUUAGAUAUGAAAUAAAUCCAUAAAUAGUAAGCUUUUUUUUGGAUUUUGUAAAUAAUAUGGAAAUAUUAAUAAGAGAAGUAUUUUAAUAUAAUGUGUGUACUUGUCAGCACAGUACAAUACAACCUCUUCUAUCAUAAAGUAAUGUUCAUUAUUUUGUUGGCUACUUGAUCUUUCAGUAUUGCGUCCUCAAGGUUAUUUAUUUAAUAUCUAAUUCAAAGUCUCUCCGCAUCUUCCUCUUUUCAUUUACUUAUGUUUUCUUUAGGUUCCAUUAUAUUGCCACUGCAUCUCUUUAGAUCGCUUGUCUCUCUUACUAAAUUAAAUUGCUUAAAUCAUAAUGAAAAUUAAAGUGUAAACAAAGAGCAGAUUACUGUGAUUUGUGUGAAAAUCCCCAUUGCAAUAAUCAAGUGGUUUGAAAUUUUUUUUUAAAUUUACAAUUAGGAACUUGGAUAACUUGAUUAUGAUAAAAAUAAAAAAAUUGCCUAGUACAUGUUUCA
Biomphalaria glabrata is the source of this 4182-nucleotide messenger RNA. Its product is annotated as F-box/LRR-repeat protein 8-like. Lineage: Eukaryota; Metazoa; Mollusca; Gastropoda; Planorbidae. Gene Ontology annotation, cellular component: SCF ubiquitin ligase complex. Gene Ontology annotation, biological process: SCF-dependent proteasomal ubiquitin-dependent protein catabolic process; positive regulation of protein ubiquitination. The coding region runs from base 868 to 2034 and encodes 388 amino acids. Gene Ontology annotation, molecular function: protein binding. The record is from RefSeq and is a predicted model, not a curated record. The transcript is spliced from 3 exons.